Ogataea parapolymorpha DL-1 is the source of this 2046-nucleotide messenger RNA. RefSeq lists its product as uncharacterized. The record is from RefSeq and is a predicted model, not a curated record. NCBI's taxonomy places the organism in Eukaryota, Fungi, Ascomycota, Pichiomycetes, Pichiales, Pichiaceae. The coding region runs from base 1 to 2046 and encodes 681 amino acids. The transcript has a single exon.
AUGAAGUUUAUUCAGGAGUCCUCGACAUAUUACUGGGGAAUCUACGUUCCGUCUAGCUACGGCUCGUACUCCAUUGAAAUGGACCAGGGAGACAACUGGGAAUUCGACCGGGACGACUUCUACCCGGCAGACAUCGCUCUCAGUAACGGAAAAGUGUCCUAUACUGCCACAACGGCCGCCAGCGGGACAGACGUGUGUGUGGACGACCUUGUCAGCGCAGACUUCGGGUUCCUGGCCUCGUUCUAUGCCAUGGAUGUCAUCACCGGCAGCUACGAGGCAAACGCCACACUUGACACCGAAAAUGCCGGAACAGUGUUCCUCAACGCGUCCGGCUUUGUCGAGAUCCACCCGACCAUCUCGGCUUACCAGGACAACGACACCGGCUACGGCGUUUUCGAGAUCCACGUCCCGUCCAACUUCACGCCGUUUGGAAUCAGCGCAGAAAGCGAAAACAACUGGGUCUUUGUCGACCAGUACUACCAUUUCGACUACGACGGGUCCUCUUUGAACGGCUCGUUCUCCAAUCUGGCCAACACCUCCAUCGACAUGUCCUAUCCUCUCACCCAUGCUCCAGGCGGCGCCUACAACGUUGGCUUUGCCAUCAGGCCGGUCGACAGCAACCAGGCCCUGAAAAAGAGAGCAGAGAACGACUACGAUGCCACCUUCACAUUCACCGACCCAGACACCACAAUGUAUCUGAGCACCUCCGUCUCUCUGACCCAUACGGCUACCUCCACUCCGUCCUCCACUUCAAGCUCGUCUACAGCGUCGGCCUCGUCCACAGACGCCCCUACCUACACCAUCACCUACGAAGGAGACAAAAUAUUCAUAGAUUUCUCCAUUCCUUCGAGCAUCAUGGAACGCGGCUCUGUGUCGUAUUCCACUUCCAACGAGGACAACUUCGAGAUCGACAGCGCCAGCUCGGGCACCAUCCCGCAGAGCAGUUCAGCGGCCAGCUUCGAAAUCACCGGACACGAGCCAGACAACACCAAGCCGGGCUCCGUCGACGUUUACAUCUCGCUUGCGUCUGGAUCCAAAGUGAAAAGAGCCGACUCCUGGUACUAUACCAUCAAGCUGAGUGCCACGUCGUCCAGCGGCGUGAUCAAGCCCAGCUCUUCGGAGUCGUCAGCCCAAACGACCCAGAUCCUCACCACAACAAAUAGCGACGGCAAGACCACCGUGCUCACCACCGUGGUUGCCAAAGAGACCAGUGUCGUUUCUGACGACGACGACGACACACUGACAUCUAUCGACGGGUCUGCCAUGACUUCCAGCAAGGGAGACCCUCACGGCGAGACCAUCAAGACAUCUUCGAGCCGAACGAGUGGCUCGACAACCAGCUCCAAAACCACAAAUAAUGCGAAAACCACCGCGACACAGGCAGGCCAGACGGUGGUCACCAGUGUGAACUCUAACGGUGACACCACGGUGAUCACUACGAGUCUUGCCUCGGGCGUCGCUCUGUACCAGACGACGGACCAAAAAGGAAAUACAGUCCUGGCCACAUCCUAUAGCUCCGGCUCAGACGGCUACAUCACCGCCACCACCAACGCUGACGGCAACAUUGUAUACACUACCGUGAAAGAAGCAAGUGCUACGGGAACCUCAAAUGCAGACGGAUCAUCCAGUGGAUCAUCCAAUGGAUCCUCUGGCAGAUCCUCCGACAACUCUUUUGACGGCUCGUCCAAUGACUCCUCCGGCUCCUCCGGCUCCUCCGGCUCCUCCGUCAGCCCGUCGAACGGAGCUAUUGUGACCACAGAUGCAAGCGGCCACUCGACCACCAUUUCCGCCACAGGCUACAAAACAACCAUCACGGGCACUGAUUCCAAAGGAAACACGCUGCUGAUCACAACCAGCGUGCCAGCCGGUGCCUCCGCGAUUUUGACUACAGACGCCAACGGCAGCCAGACGCUUACCACGGUGACUGCAUCUCGUGGUAGCUAUUCCAACUCUGCCGGCCUGUCCGUUUACUCCGGCAUAGCCGUCUCCAAAGCACCAUCAGCAUUGCUCGGUGUUCUUACCGUGCUCUUUUACGUUCUCCUCUGA